Messenger RNA from Aspergillus sclerotioniger CBS 115572, 1656 nucleotides. RefSeq names its product DHHC family palmitoyltransferase. The coding region runs from base 183 to 1553 and encodes 456 amino acids. Gene Ontology annotation, biological process: peptidyl-L-cysteine S-palmitoylation; protein targeting to membrane. Gene Ontology annotation, molecular function: protein-cysteine S-palmitoyltransferase activity. The record is from RefSeq and is a predicted model, not a curated record. Lineage: Eukaryota; Fungi; Ascomycota; Eurotiomycetes; Eurotiales; Aspergillaceae. Gene Ontology annotation, cellular component: endoplasmic reticulum; Golgi apparatus. The transcript is spliced from 4 exons.
AUUCUCCAUCGUCAAACCUCGCUUUCCCCCCGGGCACUUGUCCCGUCCUUAUUCUCUUUUGUUGGAAUCUGUAUAUAUUUUACGUUAAUAUGGAUACACAUGCGGGUUGCCCUCUCUGAAACUGGCUAGCUUACUAUUCUCCCAUGCGGAGGCGUUUGUAAGCCUUCCACGUUCCGUUUCAAAUGGCGCGCCCCGACAAGCGCAUCAAUGUUGCGGUUGCCAGGGCCAUUCCGCCUUUUUUACUGUGUGUAUCGGUCUAUGCAAGCUAUAUCGUCACCAAGCCGUUAUGCAUUGACUAUCUAAUCCGCCCCCUCCCGAAAUAUCAUCGCAGCAGUCGAGUUGGCGCUGGUGCAGCCAUCCUCGCCAUUUUCUACAUUCUCAUUAUCGUCGUUAUCACCACUUAUCUCCGGCUAUUGUAUAAUGUCGUCCGCAACCCUGGCUACUUGCCCCGCGCCCCUCCGCCGAUAAAGGGACAAGAUACGGAACCAUCGGAUCCUCAACAUCGCAAGAAGAAAAGGCACCGAAAUGGAAGGACCCCCGAGAAGCCAGAUAAAUCAGAGGUAGAUAUUGAAAGGGGUGUUGAUUGCAACGCUGAUGGAGGCCCAAUUCCAUUGGACACGACCGCGUUAGAAAACUUUUAUACAAAAGAUGUUUUUGUUUGCCAAGAGGAUGGAAGACCUCUAUAUUGCUCAACAUGCUGUCACUACAAGACUGAUCGAGCACACCACUGUCGGGAGGUAGACCGAUGCGUGCUCAAGAUGGACCAUUUUUGCCCUUGGGUAGGAGGCGUGGUCUCUGAGACAUCAUUCAAGUUCUUCAUUCAAUUCGUGUUUUAUACGAUGCUAUUCUGCACAUUUAGUUUAAUAGUCUGCGCGACCUUUACGGCCGAAAUGAAGCGACAGACUGGUGGAGCCAAUGUUCACCUUGCAAUUGGUAUUGGAUUGUGCGUAUUCCGCUCCCACAAAUCUUUUUGGUUAUUUUGUUUGACAAUCAACAGGAGCUCUCUUUUUGGCCUUUUCACUUUUGGGAUGACACUAAGUUCCUUACAACUUGCGAUGUUGAACAUGUCAACGAUCGAGAAUCUCAAUCGUCGGUCCGCAGUAUGGACCUUGGCUAUACGCGUGCCAAACAAGAUGUUGGCCAAGCUCAACCCGGAGUCGCGAUGGGCUCCAACAUUCCGCACCAUAACUUAUCCCCUCCCACCCGCGUCUCUUGACCCUGAGGCGGCGAGGGAAUAUCAACCAGCAGGGGAAAAACAUGUCUUUGCCAUUCUACAGACCCUCCCUGGCGAAAACCCCUUCGACCUUGGCAGCCCUUUUAGAAACCUCCAGCAGGUCCUGGGCUAUUCCAUCAUCGACUGGUUGCUCCCUUUUAAGCAAAGCCCAUGCGCAGACCGCACCACAGGGGGAAGCUUCUACGAACUCGGGCCAGUAGUGUCCCGACUUAAAAAGGAGGCUGGACUGGAACCUCCACGUGAGCCGCAGUCCACCCAAACCGAUACACACAAAAGACAUAAACGAAGACACAGCACACAUAGACAGUCGCAGGAGUGACCUUGGUUGAUCCAUAGACUCACUCCCAUUAUAUACACGGAAGUCAUUAAUCAUUACAGUCUGGUCAUUCAGGAGUUUUCCUACUUCUUGGUUCUUGUUUUGU